Molecule: messenger RNA, 4044 nt
Organism: Phyllostomus hastatus (greater spear-nosed bat)
Lineage: Eukaryota; Metazoa; Chordata; Mammalia; Chiroptera; Phyllostomidae
Gene: ECM2
Product: extracellular matrix protein 2
Exons: 10
Coding region: 148-2148 (666 amino acids)
Biological process (GO): positive regulation of cell-substrate adhesion; extracellular matrix organization
Cellular component (GO): extracellular matrix
Molecular function (GO): heparin binding; protein binding; collagen V binding
Source: RefSeq, a predicted model, not a curated record
AGUCAGUUAACAUUGUUCAACAUUCCAUUCUGUUCUUUGUUUCAAAGAAAGCUCUGGUUUUGUUUCAUUUUCAGCUGGAGACUUAAAUGACACCAAGCAAAGCCUACUUAGUUUAGAUUUCCAGAAACUGAAUGGUGAAAAACCAGCAUGAAGUUUGCAAGUUUGUUUUUGUUUUUUCUGCUUAUCAUUUUGCAAACUGAUUUUGGACAAAAUGAUGAAAAUCCUGGGAAGCAAAGAAAGAAGUGUAACAGAAGACUGAAGAAAAUUUCUUCGCCUAUGCACAGAUCCAGUAGACAGCUUAGAAUACAGCAAAUAAUGAUGGUGACACCAGCAGCAAAACUUCCCAUGGAUAACUUGGAUUAUAGCGCAGAGAAGUUUGAAUCCUUUUUAAGUUUUCUUGGAGUAGAAUCACGCUAUAAUGUACUACCAGGAAAGAAGGGACACUGUUUGGUAAAUGGAAUGACCAUGUACAACAAAGCCGUAUGGUCUCCUGAGCUCUGCACUACCUGCCUCUGCUCAAAUGGAAGAGUGCUUUGUGAUAAAACCAUGUGCCAUCCUCAGAGGUGCCCCAAAACAAUUACACCUGAAGGAGAAUGCUGCCCAGUCUGCUCUGAUACCGAGCAAAGAGAAACUACUAACUUACUUCAUACGCAACGUCCACCACCUCGGGUGGAAAUGGAUCAAGCAUUGAGAAAAGAGGAACUUCAAUUUGAGGAGUCUAAUGAAGAAAUUAAAGAAAAUGAAGAUAGAAAGAAAAAGAUCCCUGGAACUGGAGAUGGGGAGAAACUUACCACUGAGAGGCAGAGCAGAGAAGGGGCAGAGCAGAGACUUGCAGAGGAGGGGAGGCAGACCCAUCAUCAUGGAAGCACAGCAAGACAGGAGGAGGAGGAGAAUGAAGAGGAGGACUACAAGGAUGAGUAUGAGACCAUCAGAGAUAUAUUCAGGAUUCCACCUCGACUCCCUGUCCCUGCUCCUCCCAGAAGCAUGCCACCUCUGCCAAGUGGGUGCUCUUUGUCCUACAGGACCAUCAGCUGCAACAGUGUUAACCUCACACAGAUACCACCACUAACAGCACCAGAGGUAACAAGUCUGGAGCUCCCUGGCAAUUCCAUCAUCUCCAUUCCAGAUGAAGCAUUUAAUGGAUUACCAAAUUUGGAAAGGCUUGAUUUGAGCAAAAAUAAUAUCACUUCUUCAGGCAUAGGUCCAAACGCACUCAAGCUUCUGAAGAAGUUAAUGUACUUAAAUAUGGAUGGAAACAAUUUAGCAGAGAUUCCUUCGGAACUACCAUCUACAUUAGAAGAACUUAAAAUCAAUGAGAACAAUCUUCGGGCUAUUGAUGAAGAAACUUUAUCAGAUUUAAAUCAAUUGGUCACCUUAGAACUGGAAGGAAACAAUCUCAGUGAAACCAAUGUCAAUCCUUUAGCUUUCAAACCUUUGAAGAGCCUAUCCUACCUACGUCUGGGAAGAAAUAAAUUUAGAAUUAUACCACAGGGUCUUCCUACUUCUCUUGAGGAAUUAUACCUAGAAAAUAACCAAAUUGAAGAAAUAACUGAAAUUUGUUUCAAUCAUACCAGAAAUAUCAAUGUCAUUGUACUAUGUUAUAAUAAAAUUGAAGAAAAUAGGAUUGCUCCUUUGGCGUGGAUAAACCAAGAAAAUCUAGAAUCAAUUGACCUUUCCUACAACAAGCUCUACCAGGUCCCCUCCUACCUCCCCAAGUCUCUGCUGCACCUCGUGCUCUUGGGAAACAAGAUUGAGCGCAUCCCUGGCUACGUGUUUGGCCACAUGCAGCCAGGCCUAGAAUACCUGUACCUAUCAUUCAACAAACUCUCUGAUGAUGGCGUGGACCGAGUCUCCUUCUACGGGGUUUAUCAUUCUCUGAGAGAGCUGUUUCUGGAUUACAAUGACUUAAAAUCGAUACCACCAGGGGUUCAGGAAAUGAAAGCACUACAUUUCUUGAGGUUGAACAACAACAAGAUACGGAAUAUUCUUCCAGAACAAAUUUGCAGUACUGAAGAAGACGAUGAUUCAACACUGGAAUAUCUUCAUCUUGAAAACAAUUAUAUUAAAACAGGAGAAAUAUCACCCUAUGCAUUUUCAUGCAUAAGAUCAUAUUCAAGUAUCAUUCUUAAACCACAGAAUAUCAACUAAUCCUAUAUUUUCCUUUGUCAUUUAUAAACUGUAUUUAUAUAUUUGUUGUAGUAUUUAUCAUCAAUGAGAGAGAUAUCAUGUCAUGUUAUACUCAGUAUCAUUAUGCCAGUCUACCUGAUUAAUUAAUCUAGAGAUGAACAACCAAAAAUAUAUCUACAAAGUUUAAUCUUCUAGCAUUUUUAGCUAAGUUUUCAGUUUCAUACUCCAGAAAGAAGCCAUUUCAUUGCAAAGUUUUUCAGUUGGGAAUAAGAUGUUAUAUACUGUUGAGUGUGAGUGAAGGAAUCUGGAGCAAAAUAAGCAUGUCCUUUACAAUUAACCUGUGAGUAUUGUUGGGAACCCCUUAAGUACAUUUAAAAAUUAUGUAUGCUCUGGUUCCAGACCAAGGAAUGAAUGGGAGAAAAAAAUUAUACAAAAAAUUCAUGAAUGGGUGUUGUUUAUUAUUCUAAAGUUAAAACAAUAAUUUAUUAAUUUUCUUUAAGAGCAUAUGCUAUCAUUAUUGGUAUAAAUAUACAUAAAUAUUGAGUUAGCUUUAGUUCCUCCUAUUAAUUACAUGUGUGAAAUUAAAAUACUAUUGUAAUGUUAAUUUCCUGGUUUUGAGAAUUGUAUUAUGGGGUAUUUAUGAGAUUUUUAAUACAGGGGAAGCUGGGAGAAGGGUUCAUGUCAGUUCUAUACUAUUUUAAAAAUUUUCUGUAAGUAUAAAAGGAGUAGCAGUAUAUUUAGAUCACCCUUAUUAUUCUUUAUUCAAGAUCUAAAUGUUUUAUGGAAAGCAGUGGAGUUUGCUUAAAGGAAGUUAAUUAUCCUUAACUAUACAUGAGCAAAUGUAAACCUAUUAUUGCAUGAGUUUUUGAAAAUUUUUGCUCCAUUGGUCAUUUUAGCACCUAUCUUCUUUGCCCUAGUUUGCUCAAGUGUAUAUAUUCUUUUACUCAGCUCAAUAAAGCUAUUAAUAUUUACUACAUUUUGGAUACUACCACAACUAUAUAUUAGAAUUUUCAUUACAUAAUGUUAUUUUAUCUGUAUUUCUAAAGUAAUUUAUAAUAGACACAUAGAGAAAUUUUGUUGACUUCUCUUGUUACUAUCAGUUUUGUGUCUUGAAAAACACCAGACUAAGAAAUUAAGUCCCACUCUGGGGCUUAAGGCACCAAACUGCCCAACUUAAGACAUUGUUGGGAAGGUUAUGCUAAUCUUUUGAACUUCAGUUAUUUAAUCUUUUUAUAGUUCACUCACCAUCCUUAGAACCUUCCAGCCUUACUUCACAGGGGUGUUAUGAGAACCACAGAAUGAAAAGCAUCUGGGAAAUGUAGUAUACAUGAGUGUACUUAUUACUAUCAACUUUUCAUGUAAAAUUGAGAGCAACCAGCUCUCAAAUUUGAUUAUUAUGGAUAAGACUAUUUCAAAAAGCACUAAAGACAUGUGUAGCCUGGAAUGAUAAGGAAACAAUUACACCAGGAAUCAGAUACCUGAGUGCCCAUCUUGGUCAACCUAGUCAACUUGUGAAAAUUUAAUUUACCCAUUUGAGCAGGUCAUUUCUAAGCCUUUCUUUCUAAGCCCUCUUUCUUAAUAUCUAGGAUUUUGAAAUUACAACAUAAAGAAGAAAAAUAAUACAAGGAAGACUGUUAGAAUCAAGAAUCAAAGCUUAAACCAGAUGGCUAAAAACAGAAAAAGAAUCUUAUGGAAAAGUUGAGGUUUAUAACAAUUUUCAGAAUGUAGGAGCAUCAACUAACUUAAAUUGGCCAAACUGUAUAUAAAAGGUAAAAAUAAGAUAUGGUUAUCCAUUCAUUUAACAAGAAACUUUGUAUAGUGUUUCUUGGUGUAUGAAUAUAAAUACAUAAACCUAAAUGAUUUAAAACAGUGAUUUUUAACUGGUCUGCUGCAAGAAUUUUUAAAACAUGCAAUAAC